Messenger RNA from Stylophora pistillata, 6956 nucleotides. RefSeq lists its product as uncharacterized. The record is from RefSeq and is a predicted model, not a curated record. Gene Ontology annotation, biological process: negative regulation of gene expression. Gene Ontology annotation, molecular function: transcription corepressor activity; RNA binding. Lineage: Eukaryota; Metazoa; Cnidaria; Anthozoa; Scleractinia; Pocilloporidae. Gene Ontology annotation, cellular component: cytoplasm; nucleus.
UCUUGGAAAGCGUGCAGGGGAAAACAAGUGAAAAUAGUCAUAACUUCUGUUCCUUUCGUUAGGCACCAAUCCGACAUGGCAGCGAAGCAGGUUUUCGUCGAUGGGCAACGCAAUCCACAGGCUGGAGAUACAAGUACCGCUAACAGAAGUGUCUUGGUUAAAAACCUAUCGCCCUCGACAAGCAAGGAGGCGAUAAUCAUUUACUUUCAGCGGCGAAAAAAUGGUGGAGGCGAAGUUGACGAUGUUCGCUUACUAAGCGAAGGUGUUGCAGUUGUUACAUUUGACAAAGACGAAGUUGCGGAAUCUGUUUUGAAAAGGGCACACAACAUAGAUGGUGUCCAGGUCACAGUGGAACGAAAUGUUCAAACAUCAAACCAGGUGUUUGGCAAAGUGGCCGGCCGUCUCAAUCCACAAUCAUUAGGUUUGAGUUUCUCCAGCUUGGAAGAAAUUCUACAAUCAAUCAAAGACGAAACAGGGGUAGAGUGGCAAACGAUAUUUGACGGCUUUGUGGUGUCUGGAACAUUUGAGCAAAUUACAAAAGUCCACAGCUUGUUACAGAAAACUAAACCGAUCAAAACUCAUCAGAGAAAGAGGGAAACUGUGCAAACAGACUGCAAAAGGUCAGUGUUUGGCGAUCCGAAGGCUAUGGGACAGCCUCCCCAAAUUGAGACAAAUUUAACUAAGCCAGCCAUCGGCCGAAAGAACCCCAGCAUUGACAGCAACUUGACAGGGAAGGCAAACAUGAGGGAUUCUCAAGGACGAGGAUUGAAUCACCGGAUGAACAUGGUAAACAGCAAGGAGACAUACAAUGGAGGGGACAAAUCAGUACACCUGGAGUCAUUUAUUGAUGGUUCCGUCGUACCUUCGUUCGAAUUCUCAGGCGCUGAGAGCACACUCAGCAGAAAGCAGAAACAUAAGUCAGAGAAGUCAGAAUUCCAAAGCAGUGAUAGAUAUCAAGCAGAAGAUUUAAUAGCGACAGCGGGGAGCAAAAAGAAAACAGAUGAAGCUAGGAAACUUGAAAAUGAAUUUAAAAAUUCUCAAAUUCUAGGAGUAAAGGAACAAAGGUCAAGCAGGGAAGGAGCAGAAACGUUUAGAGACCCUGGAAUUCCAAAUAUGAUGGCACAAAGUGAUACACGUCUAGCAGACAUUGAUAUCAAAGGAAAACACAAAGAGGGCAAAAGACUGCCUAAUAACAAUUUCCAGCCUAGUACUGUUGACAAACGUAUCGAUACCCAAGGUGAAGCCCCCAUCCAAGACGUAUCAUUUCCAAAAAAUAGCGAGGAAACUGAUCUAGAGACCUCUGAAUCCUAUGCAGAGAAGAAAACUAUCGUCGAGGACCCAAAUAAUAGAACAGAUAGUGCAGGACUAGUUACGAAGGAGGUUUCUAGUGAUGCUGUGGGGUCAGCCUUACGGCUAGCUUCAUUUUCCCGUGGCAUACCGAUUGGGAGCAAACAUAAAAAUCAAGAGGAAACAAACCCAUUCGAAACUCUCCCGAAAAACGCUCACGAAGAAAAUAACAAUGGGCAAAGGAUAGUCAGAGAGAACGGAAACCCUUCUCAAGACAAUGGACGAAAAGCCGUAAGAAAUCGCCGCAAUGAGGAAAACGGUAUGAUUGAGGCGCCACAGCGAAAUGAACUCUGUGAGAGACAAACUCAUCCGCUAUCAAACAGUCCAAAAAGUCCGGAUGAAAACAUACGAGAACCGGAGUCCUCGACAGGUUUGACGAAGGGCAACCAUAUUAAGUUCUCCACGGAAACUGGUAUCACCGUCUUGCUGCUUAAGGGAGACAUAACGAGCCAUAAUGUAGACGUUCUUAUUUGCCCUGCCAACCCAUCACUCUGUUACCAAGAAGGGCUGUCAAAGGAGAUUCAAGAGAAAGGGGGUAGAUCUGUAAAAGAUGAUUGCCAUAGGAUCACUCAAGGCCAGGAAAUGCCAAAAUUUGGUGAGGCAUAUUUUACUAGAGGUGGCAAUUUACCUUGCAAAGCUAUCCUUCAUGCUAUUCUUCCCCGAUGGACCGACGAUCAGGAGGAGAAGAAAGAAGUGCAGCACCAAAUCCACGUUUGUCUAAAAUAUGCGCUGACUUUGGCAUCUGAUCAAAGACACAGAUCGGCUGCUUUUCCCCCAUUAGGACAAGAAUGGAAUCCCAUUCCAGUGUGUGUGUCAGCAAAGAUAAUCACCCGUGUCAUUGCUGUGUGUAGCAAAGGAGCUGAUUCAUUGCACAGUGGAGUAACUGAUUUUCAUAUACUAUGCGAAGAGGACGCCACUUUCGGUGUGUUUGCCAAAGAAUUGAAAGAAUUCUCAUUUCGAGACAAACAGGGACCAUGUUUCAUGAUCCUGGAGUCAGAGAACAAAGCAGUGGCAUCUCAAAGCACUAGAAUCAGCGGCAGUGGUCGCAAAAAAGACGAUUUCUCUUCGGUAAAACGAACACCCGUUCAGGAAAAACAAAGUGCUAUUUUGGUACCUGCCUCCGAAACGGAUUCAUCCCCACAGCCAGUCUCACUUAAUCAUGGCACAGAGAGUGGAAUCGAUCAUCAAAAUCACGAUGGUGAUGAUUUCAGUAGGCUCGGGAGGGGCAAUGAGAGGGAAAAUACUUUUCUGGAGAAUGAAGAAGAAGCUGUCAAAAAUCACUCCAACGGCGAAAAAAACUUUAUUGAAGCGCCACACCAAAAGGAUUUCUCUAGGGAAAAAGCUUACCCACAAUCAAAGAGCCCAAAAUCAGAUGAACAAAUGAAAGAGCAAGAGUCCUCAACAAAUUUGAUGAGGAACAACCAUACUAGGUUCUCCACGAAAACUGGUAUCACCGUCAUGUUGCUCAAAGGAGACAUAACGAGCCAUAAUGUAGACGUUCUUAUUUGCCCUGCUGACCCAUCACUCUGUUACCAAGAGGGGCUGUCAAAAGAGAUUCAAGAGAAAGGGGGUCAAUCGUUAAAAGAUGAAUGCCAGAGGAUUACACAAGGCCAAAACGCGCUGAAAAUUGGCGAUGCAUUUUUCACUGAUGGUGGUAACUUGCCUUGCAAAGUUGUCCUUCAUGCUAUUCUUCCCUAUUGGUCCAGCGAUAAGGAGGACAAGAAAGAGGUGAAGCGCGAAAUUCACGGUUGUCUAAAACAUGGGCUGACUUUGGUAUCAGGACACAGAUCGGUUGCAUUUCCGCCAUUAGGACAAGAGUGGAAUCCCAUUCCAGUUCAUGCGUCAGCAGAGGUGAUCACUCGUGUCAUUGCUGCGUUUUGCAGAAGCGUUGGCUCAUUGCACAGUGGAGUUAGUGAAUUCCCGAUAGUGUGUGAGGAUGACGCCACUUUCAGUGUAUUUGCCAAAGAACUGAAAGGACUUUCACUUCCAGACACACAACAGCCAUAUUUCGUGGAGGCUGAGAACAAAACAGUCCCGUAUCAAAGUAAUAGAAGAUGUGGAAGUGGACCCAAAACAAAAGAAUCAUCUUCACUGAAGGGAAACCUCUGUAUGGAAAUUAAAAGUGCUACCUUGUUGCCUGUCUCUAAAACGGAUUCAGCCUUACAGUCCGCUUUAUUUUCUCAUGGCACAGAAAGUAAAAGCAGCCAUCAAACUCUAGACGAAACGAAACCUUGUGAAUCUCUCCCGAAAAAGCAACGUGUGGAUGAGAACAGCAGGCUCAGGAAUGUCAAAGAGAAGGAAAAUACUUCUCUGGGUGAUAGAGGAGAAGCCGUAGGAAAUACACCCAAAGACGAAAAAAGUUCGAUUGAAGCGCCACAGCAAAAUGAAAUAUGCGAAGAAAAAGCCAGCCCAGAAUCAGAGAGCCCAAAUUCAGAUGAAAGCAUUGAAGAUCUGAAGUCCUCAUCAAGUUUGAUGAAAAACGGCCAUAUUAAGUUUUCUACAGAAACUGGUAUCACCGUCAUGUUGCUUAAAGGAGACGUGACAAGCCACGAUGUAGACGUUCUUAUAUGUCCUGCUAAACCAUCGCUUUGUUACAAAGAAGGAAUGUCAUGGCAGAUUCAAGAGAGAGGGGGUAGACCUGUAAAAGAUGAAUGCCUUAUGAUAACUCAAGGACAAAAUACGCUGAAAUAUGGUGAGGUGCAUGUCACCAAUAGUGGUAAUUUACCUUGCAAAGCUCUCCUUCAUGCUAUUGUGCCCCUAUGGACCGACGAUAACGAGGAUAAGACAAAACUAAAGCGCCAAAUCCAUGCAUGUCUUAAAACCGGACUGCUGUUGGCAUCAGGACACAGGCACAGAUCGGUCGCUUUCCCCCCAUUAGGGCAAGAGUGGAAUCCCAUCCCAGACCAUGUAUCAGCAGAGGUGAUCACUCGUGUCGUUGCUAAGUUUAGUAGAGGCAUUGGCCCAUUGCACAGUGGUGUUACUGAUAUCCACAUUGUGUGUGAAGAUGACGCCAUUUUCAGUGUAUUUGCCAAAGAAUUGGAAGAAUUUUCUUUGCCACAUGAACAAAAAAAACAUUUUGUGACCAGACAGAAGCUUUACAAAGAUAACGAAGCAGUAGCAAAUGAAAACACCGAGACAAGUGGCAAUGGAUGCAUAGAACACGAAUCCUCUACGCCGAAGGAGAUACCUUGUCAAGGUGCCACUUUUCCGAGUAGUUCUAGAUCAGAUUCAGUGCCAGAGAAAGAAAUUGAAACAACCCACAUGGUUUCACCCAAAGAGAAAAUUCUCACAUCUUCAUUCGCGAUUAAACCAAUUGAAGGGCUAGCCGCUGUGGAUAAUGAAAUGACGACGAUUGAAGUAGAUGAUUCGUCUCAGCCAGAGGAAGCUCGAGCGUUCGAAAUACUGGGAGCAAUGUCUGGAAGACGCUUGGUUCAACUUUUUGAAGAUGUCUCAAAAAGUAUUUCUGGUGGAAAGAGUUUAAAGAGGGAAAUGGGAGAGGAAAUCCAGAGGGAUGAAUUUGAAUUAAAGGUCAAUGUAAGCCAUGAUUUUGGAAAGAAACAUUCGCUGCAACUCCAACAGUCUACGGCUGUCGACCCGUUACGUGGACAAGAAGAACUAGGACAACACCACAGUCAGCGCAACAGAAGACAAAAACUACCUGCAUUAUCAAUGGGCAAAAACACAAUAAUUCGAAAGAGUUCAAACUCGUCUUCUCUUCAUAAUGAUGGCAGAGUAUUAGAGGGUUUCAUGUCGCCCACUAUUGAGGCCCUUAUGAAUGCCGAUCUUCACCUGGGUGACCAAGGAUUAACACUUUUACAUGACGAUGAGGAGAAUGCAACGAAAACAGAAGACCAGGAGAAACACGAAAAAAGCUAUUUGCCUGAUUUACACGACGAAAAUUAUUCAUCUGCACGAAGCAUUCCGCGCUCAAAUGACGUUCAAAACAAUGCCAAUAUGCCGCACAAUUCCAGAGGGAAAGACGAAAACAUCCUUGCAUCAAACAUGGGACUUGGAACUCCUGAUAUUUUGGAAACAACAGAUAAAAACAGUUCAUCAGUGGGGUCGAAAUACGACGAAAACGGUUCCCAAACGCUGCCUGAAAAAAAUGUUUCAGCAGAAACUGCAAAGGUGCAAAGCGCCCGCGUCCUUUGCGCUCUCUGUCAAAAAGCGGUGGAUCAAAUAACCCCCCAAAAUUCAAACACUUGUGAAGAGCACAAGUUCUGCGAAGACUGUACCCAGAGAGCUUUCUCAUUUAGUGAUGACUAUCCCGCUUGCACGGAUGCACAUGGCUUCAUAAAUCCCAAAAGAGUUGACAUUACAACGCAAAGACGUAGAUCUAACCUUGAUACUCAAGACACUCAUCCUUCCACAUCCAACUCAAUCCCACUCGUGGAACAUCUCAAUAGCGCCUACAAAUCAGUCAGCCCCCAAGGCAACCAGCCCCCUGGGCAAAUCAUGUGGAAAAAGUAUGCGGAAGGUCUUCCUGGUUUCGAAGAUUAUGGCACAUUUGUUGUAACUUUCACUUUUUAUGGUGGACUUCAAAGCCCGGAACACCCAAACCCAGGCAGAUCAUACAAGGGCAUAUCAUGCGUGGCCUACUUUCCUGACACACAGGAGGGGAAGCAACUUCUGAAAUUACUUCGAAAAGCUUUUGACGCUCGAUUAGUUUUUACUGUUUCACAAACUGCUGCUAACGAGUCCGGUCAGGUGGUGCUGGAUGGAUUGGAAUUGAAAACUACAGCUGAAAGUUAUUUGAGAAAUGGUCAGCCAGACAUGGACUAUUUUGCAAGACUUAAAGGACAGUUGGAAGCUAAAGGAAUUUGGUGAAAGAAACUACUGUUUUGCGAAACUGUGACUGAACUGAUAUUAAAUGUGUUAUCUUGUGUACUACUUUAUAAAUGUUGAGGAUUAUUUUAAAAAGUUUUUCUUUGAUUUCCCGAUUUUCAAUUCUGAGUUAGAGAGGGCACAAAAUCUAAGGUCAUUGAAUGAGUAAGAAAAGUAAAGUACCAUAAUCAGAAAAAAACAUAUUUAAAUCUCUCAGUUAAAUACUUCAUUCGCUGAAAAAAUCUAAGAAUAUAAUGACAAUGCAUGGUCGACCAAAACAAAAUUAUUUAGUUUUUUUGCAUCCAUUCUGUUACUGUCGGCUUCAGCUCGUUGGUUCUUUUGAGCAUUUUUAGAAUGUAUCAUUAAGUAACAUUAACCAAGAGGGCACAAUGUCCAGUUCAACGCAAUUUGUAAAAACGGUUAUGUAAUUAAAAGGAAGUAAAGAGAAAGAAGAAAAUUUGAACUAUGCUAAUAAUGAAGUAUAUUAGGGUUGGGCAGGAGAGCCUAUUAAUCUUCCACAUAGUAAGAAUAUUGCCUUGUAUGCUAUUCUGGGUUAGUUGAGCGUAAAAGUCUAAAAUAACCCAGGUCUCUCUAGGGUCAUUUUAGGCUUCUUUAUAGAAAACAACAUAACAAGGCUGCAAAAAUUGGGGCCAAAUCCAAUGAAAAGGUAAGAUUAAUGGGUUUUAUGGAUCAUAGGGUUGAUAUCAAUGCUGAAAAGGCCUAAGUUUUAUACAAUUGACUAAGUGCAUCCGUGCCGACUUUUAAUAAACUCAAAUUAAACUUGA